Molecule: messenger RNA, 1038 nt
Organism: Colletotrichum aenigma
Lineage: Eukaryota; Fungi; Ascomycota; Sordariomycetes; Glomerellales; Glomerellaceae
Exons: 3
Coding region: 1-1038 (345 amino acids)
Source: RefSeq, a predicted model, not a curated record
AUGGCGAACGCUUCAGAUGCACCGGCAACAGCUUCGGCUCCCCAGGAGCACCCUCUGGGCAACCUUGGAGCUAUGCUCGAGUGGAGAUACGACCACGUCUGGACGCUCUACGAACGGAAAGACUACGAGGAGGCCGAGGCUGAUGCCAUGAAGCUUUUGAUGGAGCCCCGCCUCGGAGAUUUCCACCGGGCGGGAAUGCACUUGCUUCUCGCGGGUUCUCCUCACGAGUAUGUGGACCAUGCGAAGCAAGCGGUUCGCCUCUACAGCCAAAUCCUUGAGAAGAAUCACUUCAACAUGUCUCCUAAGCAGCAAAUGGCCAUUCAGAACCUCGUCAACAAGUCCCAAGCCGCCUUGGAGAAAGCGCGCGCUGACCAGAGCGCUAUUACUCGCGAAGUCCGCAAAGCUCUUGCGAGUGGCAAGACGUACGAUGACUUACGCAACGCGCAAAUGAAGGAGCUGCAGGAUCGGGAGCUGGAGCUUGCUGGUGCCUUCGGUCCUGAAGACGGCAAGGACGACAACAAGGACGACGGCGAGAACACAGUCACCCAAGGAACCCAGAUCCCACCUGCCAGCCAGAUAAGUGUGUCUGACGUCAGCGCUUCCCAGUCCACUAGUGUGGCCCGCUCUCAGUCCACUGCCCCUACCGAAGUGGACAUGGAAUUGCCUGAGAUGAUGGAUGAGGACUCGCCACCUGCUCUCUGGGCCUCUCAGCACGGCGUUGGAGAUCGCUUCCGAUCUUCGGGUUGUGUCGCCGUCUGGACAGCAAGGUUGCAGGCAGGAGGGCAGAGCGCAGAGCGAAAGGUCAUGUACUUGUUUUGUUUGUACGGUGUAGGGAAUAGAAGCAACGUUCUCACUCCAUGUUUGCUACCUCAGCGGACGUUCGGUGGCUGGGUGCCCAUGCGCGAUCGGCUGUCUGCCGCAAUUGCGGGUCGAGCCUACUCCAGAGACCAACCGCCGGCUUGUGCAUCCGUUGAAAAUAGCAUGGUUCGUCUCCGUGAAAACCCUCUUUUGAAGCUGUGGAUUAGGGGGAAAGGAUGA